This is a messenger RNA of Penaeus indicus, 1350 nucleotides long. Its product is annotated as putative nuclease HARBI1. The transcript is spliced from 4 exons. Bases 25 to 1272 code for a protein of 415 amino acids. Lineage: Eukaryota; Metazoa; Arthropoda; Malacostraca; Decapoda; Penaeidae. The record is from RefSeq and is a predicted model, not a curated record.
GAAGGUGUCUUUUGUGGUGCCAAAAUGCCGUUAGAUCAAGAAUACGAGUCUUUCUUCGCUUUGAUCCUCGGCGAAGAGUUAGAUUCCGUGGAUAAUGCCCGUGAGAUGCUACACAGACAAGAAGUUCACAAAUCGUCAGUAAGUCAGCAAAGAAAUCAUGUGGAAGUACAUCUCAAAGAUGUUCUUCCAAUAGUAAUAAAAACAGGAGAGCCAGUAAACAAGAAGCGUAAAAAAGGUGGUCGCAGCCAAGAAGAUUAUCUACAAAAGGGUGGCAUGUUGGCUUUUUAUGAUUUGAAUGAUUUCCGUUCACACUUUGGCAUGACUCGAUCACAAGUAGAGGAUUUAUUGACUGACUUACAACCACACUACCAUUAUGAAAGAGGAUCAAAACUUCCCUUGGAAAAUGUCGUCCUAGCAAGUCUUUGGGUUUUGGCCAGUCAGGAGUCAUAUCGUGUAAUUGCAGAAAGAUUCAAAACAAGUAAAUCUGUGAUCUGUACCUCUCUUCAUCACUUUUGCACUCUUGUGUCUGCAAAUUUAGAGCACAUGAUAUCUUGGCCAAGUGGUAGCUCUAUAGGGAAAACUGUCAGAGGUUUCGAGAAUGCAGGCUUCCCAGGCACUUUGGGAGCCAUAGAUGCAUGUCAGAUUUCUAUCAAUAAACCUAAGGAUGUUGAAGAACCUGAGGCAUAUAUGAAUGAAAAGAAUGUUUACUGUACUACACUUCUAGCAGUGUGUGAUCAUGAGUGUAGGUUUACAUAUGUAAAUGUAGGUCAUCCAGGAACCUUUGAUGAUGCUGAUGUUUUUAGAAGAAGUGAACUGUAUGAAGCCUUUCAAGAUGAUCCACAGUCUCUCUUACCACUGGAGUAUCGCUUGAGUGACAAAGUUUAUUGUUACCACAUCCUAGCAGAUGCUGGUUUCCCCUUGUCUGAGACUGUUAUGACCCCUUUUGAUGAAACAGGAUACCAGACGGGAAAGGAAAGACUUUAUAAUGGUAAGCAUUUUUCUGGUUUCAUGGUAAUAUCUAAAGCCAUAGGCUUACUAAAAGGUAGAUUUAGACGUCUGAGAUUAUUACUGAUGCAGCACCUUGCACAGUGCAGUGUUGCUAUCAAAGCUUGCUGCAUUCUUCAUAAUAUGUGUCUAGAGAAUACUGACACAGAACCUGUAAAUAUUGAAGAAGAAGAUCUUCCUUUCCCCCCACGGAGACCUUGCAGUGACUACCAGAUAAACCUUGCAGGAGAAGCAAAACGUAAUGCAAUUGCUGCCUCAUUUAUGUAAUUCUCCAGUUUCCAAGUUAUAUAUUUAUACAUUUAUUCUAUAUUUGUACUGCAUAGUGCUUGGCAAUAAAAAGUGAAA